Molecule: messenger RNA, 11481 nt
Organism: Pristis pectinata (smalltooth sawfish)
Lineage: Eukaryota; Metazoa; Chordata; Chondrichthyes; Rhinopristiformes; Pristidae
Gene: htt
Product: huntingtin
Exons: 68
Coding region: 291-9788 (3165 amino acids)
Cellular component (GO): cytoplasm; nucleus
Source: RefSeq, a predicted model, not a curated record
GGGCGGGGCCGGUGCCGGCGUCGGGUGAGGUUGGGUUGCCGUGGACGAAUUGUGGGACAUUUCCUCGGCAAGAUGGCGGUGGACGCCGGGCUUGGCAACAGCUGGAGGUUCGGUUAGUGGGCGCGCAGCGGGAAUAAGCCCUGGUGCUGCCUACCCGCAUCGCUCGGCGCGGAGUGGGGCUGUUUGCCUGCUUGUGUCUCGGAUUAAAACCCCCUCGGUGAGGAGUAAGGUUGCCGAGCUCCCCCCUCCCCACAGGUUCCCCCCCCCCCACACACUCUCUCCCUAAUAAAAUGGCAACCAUGGAGAAACUGAUGAAGGCCUUCGAGUCACUCAAGUCAUUCCAGCAGGGACCGUCCAGCGAGGAGCCGGGGCAGAAACAGAAGAAAGAAUCUGCCACGACCAAAAAGGACCGUGUAACUCACUGCCUGACCAUAUGUGAAAACAUUGUUGCACAGUCUCUUCGGAACUCACCAGAAUUUCAGAAGUUGCUGGGAAUUGCAAUGGAGAUGUUUUUGCUCUGUUGUGAUGAUGCAGAGUCUGAUGUCCGAAUGGUGGCAGAUGAAUGCUUAAAUAAAAUUAUUAAGGCCCUGACUGACUCAAAUUUACCACGGUUACAACUAGAAUUAUAUAAAGAAAUUAAAAAGAAUGGCUCAUCAAGAAGCUUGCGGGCUGCACUUUGGAGAUUUGCUGAGCUGGCUCACCUUGUCCGUCCACAGAAGUGUAGGCCAUAUCUUGUGAAUCUACUUCCCUGCCUGGCUAGGAUCAGCAAGCGAUCGGAAGAAUCUGUACAGGAGACACUGGCUGGUGCUGUGCCAAAGAUCAUGGCAGCUUUGGGCAACUUUGCCAAUGAUGGUGAAAUCAAGAUGCUGUUGAAGACCUUUAUUGGGAACCUUAAAUCAAGUUCUCCAACCAUGCGUAGAACUGCAGCCAGCUCUGCUGUUAGCAUCUGUCAACAUUCGAGAAAAACCCAGUACUUCUAUACCUGGCUUUUGAAUGUGAUCUUGGGCUUUUUGGUCCCUGUGGAAGAAGAUCGGCCUACUCCACUUAUUCUGGGUGUAAUGCUCACCCUGCGAUACUUGAUGCCUUUACUGCGGCAACAAGUGAAGGACACCAGCCUGCGGGGCAGUUUUGGUGUGACUAGGAAAGAGGCUGAAAUCUCCCCUUCCUUGGAGCAGCUCGUACAGGCAUAUGAAUUGACGCUACACUACACCCAACACAGGGACCACAAUGUGGUAACAGCAGCCUUGGAGAUGCUGCAACAACUGUUCCGUACCCCUCCUCCUGAGCUGCUCCGGGCCCUGACCACUGCUGGCAGCAUAACCAGAGUUAGCAUUGCGCGAGACGACACCUCAAAUCGGGUUCGCAGCGGCAGUAUAGUGGAGCUAAUAGCUGGAGGGACUUCUCCAUGCAGUCCUGUUAUCCUCAGGAAGCAGAAAGGCAAAAUGGUUUCUGGAGAGGAGGAUGGACUUGAAGAUGAUGCAGAGACCCGGUCAGAAGUCAGCACAACCACUUUUCCAGGUUCAAUGAAUAGCGAAGGAACAGGUGAUGUGCCGUCAUCUUCGGGUGCUUCUACCUUGGGGUCAACAAGCCCCGUGGCUGAUUCUGCAGGGCACGACAUCAUCACUGAGCAACCACGUUCUCAGCAUACACUGCAGUCUGCAGAGUCUGCCGAUCUCAAUAGUUCAGCAACGUCGGACCUGACAGUGGAGGGAGUGGUCGAUGAAGUGCUGAGCCGAAGUUCCAGCCAGAUUAGCACCAUCCAGUCAGACACCAAUCCAGACCUGAACGACAGGACCAAUCAGACUACGUCUCCGCUCAGUGAGAGCUCACAGACCACCGAGGGCCCAGAUUCGGCUGUGACCCCGUCGGACAGUUCAGAACUUGUAAGUGUGCAGCAUUCUGAGGGGGUAUCCCAGUCCUCCACUGAGGGUCCCGACAUCUCUCUCAGCUCCCACGUAGAGGUCCCAGACUUGGAUACUACCACUUUCUCUUCAGCUAGUAGCAGUGAAAAGGUACUCGAUGGGACGGAGAGUCACUAUUCAGCAAUGCAGAUUGGACAACUUCAAGAUGAGGAGGAGGAUACCUUAAACACCACAGGAGAUGUACUUCUAGAAGGCUUCACAUCUUCCACUCUAACAGUAAACAAAUCUCAUUUGUUAAGUCACAUGGGCCACAGUCGGCAAUCUUCUGACAGCAGUGUUGAUCGUUUUGUGUCGAAGGAUGACUGCGUUGAGUCAGCAGAUCUUGAAACCAAGCCUUGCCGGAUAAAGGGAGACAUCGGCCAUUAUACUGAUGAGAAUGCGGCACCUUUAGUCCAUUGUGUUCGUCUCCUUAGUGCAUCAUUUCUUUUAACUGGUCAGAAGAAUGGUCUUAUCCCUGAUAGAGAGGUCAGGGUGAGUGUAAAAGCAUUGGCAGUAAGUUGUAUUGGAGCAGCCAUUGGACUUCAUCCUGAAGCUUUCUUCAACAAACUGUACAGGACUUCACUUGAAGUUUUAGAGAUUCAAGAAGAACAGUGCAUAUCAGAUAUUUUGAAAUAUGUCAACCAUGGGGAUCCACAAAUAAGAGGUGCCACGGCACUCCUCUGUUCAACAUUUAUUCACUCAGUUCUGACUAAGACUCGAUUUAAUCCAGAAAAUUGGCUUGCUGCUGUACGAGGCGCUACAGGCUAUGGCGUCACUUUGGAGGACUGUGUGCCUUUACUCCAGAAAACCCUGAAGGAUAAGUCAUCUGUAACUUGCAAAAUGGCUUGUGCUGCAGUAAGGCAAUGCAUCACGAGCCUGUGCAACAGCAGCUACAGUGAGCUGGGAUUACAACUCAUUAUUGACCUCCUGAACUUGAAAAAUAAUUCUUACUGGUUGGUGAGGACCGAGCUGUUAGAAACACUGGCCGAGAUGGACUUCAGGUUAGUAAGCUUCUUGGAAAGGAAAACAGUAGAACUUCACAGAGGUCAUCAUCACUACACUGGGAUGCUGAAACUUCAGGAGCGAGCCAUCAAUGACGUUAUUAAUCUACUUGGAGAUGAAGAUCCACGGGUACGGCACGUGGCGGCUACGACCCUCGUUAGGCUUAUUCCCCGGUUAUUUUUUGACUGUGAUCAGGGACAGUCGGAUCCAGUGGUAGCAGUAGCCAGAGACCAAAGCAGUGCCUAUCUGCAGCUUCUCAUGCAUGAGACCCAAUCAACUUCUCACUUUGCAGUGAGCGCUAUCACCAGAACAUACAGAGGAUUCAACAUUUCACAGAGUACCACAGACGUGACGAUAGAGAAUAAUCUCUCCCGUGUUAUCACUGCAGUAUCUCAUGCAUUAACUUCAUCCACUUCUCGAGCCCUUAUACUUGGUUGCUGUGAGGUGUUGUGUUUGCUGUCCAUGAACUAUCCUGUGUGUAAUUGGAGCAUCGGCUGGCACUGUGGGUAUACAACCAGCAGUUCACAAGCGUCCAGAGUCCAUCUCUACAAGAACAGGGGGCGUUCAUUCAGUUUAUCUCAGAACAGUCCAACCGAUGAUUCCCGCAAAAGCUGUACUGUGGGGAUGGUCAAUAUGGUACUGUCUCUACUUUCUUCAGCCUGGUUUCCUUUGGAUCUUUCUUCUCAUCAAGAUGCCUUAAUAUUAUCUGGAAACUUGCUGGCUGCCAUUGCUCCUAAAUCUCUGAAGAAUCCCUGGGCCAAUGAAGAUGAUACCAGUGCAACCACCAAGCUUGAAGAGCCAUGGCCUGCCUUGGCUGACAGGACAUUGGUGGGGAUGGUAGAGCAGCUGUUUUCUCAUUUGAUGAAGGUCAUCAACAUUUGUGCACAUGUGAUUGAUGAUGUUGCACCCGGCCCCGUACUGAAGGCAACUCUACCAUCACUUUCGACCACUCCAUCACUCAGCCCUAUCAGACGCAAGACGAAGGAGAGGGAGUCAUCAGAACAGACAGCUGCACCCAUGAGUCCCAAAAAAAGUACUGAAUCUAGUCCAGCUGCCAGGCCUGCAGAUGCUGUCGGUACUGCACCAGCCAACAAGUCCACCUCGCUGGGCAGUUUUUACCACCUGCCUCCUUAUCUGAAGCUGCAUGAUGUUCUGAAGGCUACGUACGCAAACUACAAGGUUACUCUGGACCUUCAGAACAAUAACGAGAAGUUUGGCAGCUUCUUACGGGCAGCUUUGGAUGUUCUGUCUCAGCUUCUAGAGAUUGCGACACUUCCAGACAUUGGGAAGUGUGUAGAAGAAAUCCUUGGCUAUCUGAAGUCCUGUUUCUGCAGGGAACCCAUGGCAGCCACUGUCUGCGUACAGCAGCUAUUGAAGACACUGUUUGGGACAAACCUUGCGUCGCAAUACGAUGGCUACUCCUCCCACCCCAGCAAGUCGCAAGGAAAGGUGCAGCGGCUGGGCUCAUCCAGUCUGAGACCCGGGCUUUACCACUACUGCUUCAUGGCGCCGUACACCCACUUCACGCAGGCACUGGCUGAUGCCAGUCUCAGGAACAUGGUCCAAGCAGAACCUGAGCAGGACACAUCUGGUUGGUUUGAUGUACUGCAGAAGGUUCCUUCACAACUGAAGGUUAGCAUGACGAAUGUAACAAGGCAUCGAGCUGAUAAGAAUACAAUACACAACUACAUCCGGCUCUUUGAGCCUCUGGUCAUCAAGGCUUUGAAGCAGUAUACCACGACCACAUCAGUUCACCUGCAAAGACAAGUGCUUGACUUGUUGGCCCAGCUUGUACAGCUCAGGGUGAACUACUGCCUGCUUGACUCUGAUCAGGUAUUCAUCGGGUUUGUUCUGAAGCAGUUCGAAUACAUAGAAGUGGGCCAAUUCAGGGAAUCCGAGGCUAUCAUUCCAAACAUAUUUUUCUUCCUGGUCUUGUUAUCAUACGAGCGCUAUCACUCCAAACCAAUCAUUGGAAUUCCCAAAAUUAUCCAACUGUGUGAUGGGAUAAUGGCCUCUGGUCGGAAAGCGAUUACACAUGCAAUCCCAGCGCUCCAGCCGAUAGUACACGAUCUGUUUGUUCUGCGAGGGACCAAUAAAGCCGAUGCUGGCAAGGAAUUGGACACACAGAAGGAGGUGGUGGUUUCUAUGUUGCUGAGGCUCAUCCAGUACCACCAGAGCUGCAAUAAACAUCUUGAAAUGGUGCUGGAGAUGUUGAUUCUGGUGUUGCAGCAGUGUCACAAAGAGAACGAAGAUAAGUGGAAGCGCCUUUCUCGUCAGAUAGCUGACAUGAUUCUACCGUUGCUGGUUAAACAGCAGAUGCACCUUGAUUCACACGAGGCCUUGGGAGUACUGAACACCCUGUUUGAGACGGUGGCACCCUCAUCACUGCGACCUGUUGACAUGUUGCUGAAGAGUAUGUUUGCUAUGCCAGCCACCCUGGCGUCAGUCGGAACUGUUCAGCUUUGGAUAUCCGGCAUCCUUGCUAUCUUGCGGGUUCUUAUUUCUCAGUCCACUGAGGAUAUUGUCCUGUCGCGGGUUCAAGAACUGUCCUUGUCUCCAUAUUUGAUUUCCUGCCAGAAUAUAAGUGGGUUGAGGGACCCAGGGAAUCAAACUGUACCAACAGAGGAGCAAGACGAAGAGAUACAGAACAAACAUCUGCCAGAAGAAACGUUUGCAAGGUUCCUGCUGCAGCUGGUGGGCAUACUCCUCGAGGAUAUUGUGAACAAACAACUGAAGGUGGAUAUGAGUGAGCAGCAGCACUCCUUUUAUUGUCAGCAGGUUGGCACUUUGCUGAUGUGCCUAAUACACAUCUUCAAGUCAGGAAUGUUUCGAAGAAUCACCGCAGCUGCCACUAAGUUGAUCAUGGGGAAUGGCUGUGAUGGGAACUUCUACACACUGGAGACCUUGAACAACUUGGUUCAGACCAUCAUUCCCACUCAUCCAUCUCUAGUGCUUCUUUGGUGCCAGAUUUUGCUGCUUGUUAACUACACAAAUUACAGCUGGUGGUCAGAGGUGCAUCAGACACCAAAGAGACACAGCUUGUCCAGCACUAAGCUGCUGAGUCCUCAGAUAUCUGAAAACGGAGAUUCCAAAUCAGUUUCCAAAUUGGGCAUGUGCAAUAGGGAAAUUGUUCGAAGAGGAGCUCUCAUUCUUUUCUGUGAUUAUGUGUGUCAAAAUCUUCAUGAUUCGGAGCAUUUGACCUGGCUGAUCGUCAAUCACGUUCAAGAUCUCAUCAACCUUUCUCAUGAACCUCCGGUACAAGACUUCAUCAGUGCUAUUCAUCGCAAUUCUGCUGCCAGUGGGCUUUUCAUUCAAGCUAUCCAGUCUCGGUGUGACAAUCUUGCGACACCAACCAUGUUAAAGAAGACACUGCAGUGCUUGGAGGGAAUCCAUCUCAGCCAGUCAGGAGCAGUCUUGAUGCUGUACAUUGACAAGCUCAUCAGUACUCCUUUCCGAGUGCUGGCACGGAUGGUGGACACACUGGCCUGCCGGCGAGUUGAGAUGCUUUUGGCUGAAAGUUUGCAGAAUAGUGUGGCCCAAGUACCACGUGAAGAGUUGGAAAGGAUUCAGCGGUAUCUGCAGACCACUUGCCUUGCGCAAAGACACCAAAGAUUGUAUUCGCUGCUGGACAGGUUCCGGGCGACUGUUGCAGCAGACACAGUGAGUCCGUCUCCAAAUGUGACCUCUCACCCGCUGGACGGGGAGAAGCUGUCUGCCAUGGAAUCCAUCACUGUGGACAAAGACUGGUACGUAUCACUUAUCAAAUUCCAAUGCUGCAACCACUCAAAUGCAGCUCUGAUGGAGUGUACCGAAUUACUUGAUAAACUUCCUGAAGAUGACCUCCACUCUGUCAUGACAACUAAGGAUUUCAACUUGAACCUUCUGACACCUUGUUUGGCAUUGGGCUUGCAAGGAAUCUGUGCAGACCAGGCAAGUGUGCUGUUCGAAACUGCUCGGAAAGUUACCUUGGAUCGUGUGGCAUUCCACGUCCAGCAUCUUCCCAGCAACCAUCAAGUGUUCCAAAGCCAGUGUCCUUUGCCCAGUUCCUCCUAUUGGAAUAAGAUUGGUGAGCUUUAUGGCGAUGUGCUGUUCUAUCAUUCUGUCAUUAGCCUGUGUAAUGCAUUAGCCCAGUAUCUUCUGUCCCUUCCCAAGCUACCACCAUCUCUGCAGAUUCCUGCUGACAAGGAGGCUGACAUUGCCAGUUUCAUGGUCUUGUCUUUAGAGGCUCUGUGUUGGCACUUGCUGCAUGACCAGAUUCCUCUAAGUCUAGAUCUACAAGCUGCUCUGGAUUGCUGCUGUUUAGUCCUACAACAGCCCACCAUUUGGAACUUGAUGGCAUCUGCUGCCUACGUAACUCAAGCCUGCUCAGUUAUCAACUGCAUACGGUUCAUCAUUGAAGCAAUGGCUGUGGAACCAGGAGAGCAUCAUCUUCUUCAUGAGGAGAGGAGAAAAUCAAAUACUGACAGGGCUGCAGCAGAAGAUGAAGAGAGUGCAAAUGUGUCUGAGAGAUCCAGGUGCAUUACAAAGGCCUGCAAUGUGAUGACUGAGAUGGUGGAGUCUCUCCAGACAGUGUUAUGCUUUGGACAUGCCAGCAACAAUCGAAUCCCAGCAUUUCUGAACCCAACGCUCCGGAAUAUUGGUAUUAGUCUAGCCAGGCUGCCUCUAGUCAAUAGUUACACUCGAGCUCCUCCACUGGUUUGGAAAUUGGGGUGGUCACCUCAAUCCGGGGGUGAAUUUGGUACAACUCUUCCUGAAAUUCCAGUGGAGUUCCUUCAGGAGAAAGAAGUCUUUAAGGAGUUCAUCUACAGAAUAAAUGUUCUUGGGUGGACUAGCCGCACUCAGUUUGAAGAAACCUGGGCCACCCUUCUUGGUGUGCUUGUGACUCAGCCUCUAGUGAUGGAUCAGGAAGAUGAGGUCCCACAAGAGGAGGAUACAGAGAGAACCCAGAUUAACAUCCUUGCAGUGCAAGCAAUAACAUCUUUGGUACUAAGUGCUAUGUCGAUUCCAGUGGCAGGGAAUCCAGCUACGAGCUGUCUUGAGCAUCAGCCCCGUAAUAAAGCUCUGAAGGCUCUGGACACCAGGUUUGGAAGAAAACUGAGUGCCAUUCGGGGAAUAGUGGAGCGAGAAAUCCAAGCAAUGGUAUCAAAAAGAGACAACAUAGUUUCACAGUACCCUUACCAAGCCUGGGACCCUGUUCCACCUCUCUCCCACUCAACAUCAGGAGUCCUGAUAAGCCAUGAGAAACUUCUGCUGCAGAUAAACACAGAACGGGAAAUGGGGAAUAUGGAUUACAAACUGGGUCAGGUCUCCAUUCAUUCGGUUUGGUUGGGAAACAACAUAACUCCCCUGAGGGAAGAGGAAUGGGAUGAAGAUGAAGAAGAUGAAAGUGAUGUUCCGGUUGCAUCCUCGCCUCCCACUUCACCAGUUAAUUCCAGGAAGCAUCGAGCUGGGGUUGAUAUUCAUUCCUGUUCUCAGUUUCUGUUGGAACUCUACAGUCAGUGGAUCCUUCCUGUAAACACUGGCAAGAAAACCCCUGUUGUUCUGGUCAGUGAGGUGGUAAGAUCGCUUUUGGCAGUCUCGGAUUUGUUUACGGAGAGGACGCAGUUUGAGAUGAUGUACAGCACUUUGACGGAGCUUCAGAAGAUCCACCCAGCAGAAGAUGAGAUUCUAAAUCAGUAUCUGGUACCUGCCAUCUGCAAAGCAGCAGCUGUUCUGGGCAUGGAUAAAGCCAUUGCAGAGCCAAUAAGUCGGCUGUUGGAGACCACAAUGCGCAGUACUCACAUGCCGUCUCGAAUCGGAGCACUGCAUGGAGUCCUCUACAUCCUGGAGUGUGAUCUGUUGGACGAGACAGCUAAGCAGCUCAUUCCAACCAUUUGUGAUUACCUGCUGUCCAACCUGCGUGGAAUAGCACAUUGUGUCAACAUCCACAAUCAACAGCAUGUGUUGGUGAUGUGUGCAACGGCUUUUUACCUGAUUGAGAACUACCUGCUUGAUGUGGGGCAUGAAUUUACUGCAGGCAUAAUACAGAUGUGUGGAGUGAUGGUCUCUGGCAGCGAGGAAUCCACCCCUUCUAUCAUCUAUCACUGUGUCUUGCGUGGAAUGGAACGACUUCUUCUUUCAGAACAGCUAUCGCGCUUGGAUGGAGAGGCCCUGGUAAAACUCAGUGUGGAUAGAUUAAACAUGCACAGUCCACACAGGGCCAUGGCUGCCCUGGGAUUGAUGCUAACCUGCAUGUACACAGGCAAAGAAAAGAGCAGCCCCGGUCGAAGUUCAGAAGCUGACCCCACGGCUCCUGAUAGCGAGUCUGUCAUUGUGGCGAUGGAGCGGGUUUCUGUUCUCUUCGACAGAAUUCGGAGAGGUUUCCCUUGUGAGGCGCGGGUUGUCGCACGGAUCCUGCCACAGUUCCUCGAUGACUUCUUUCCACCUCAAGAUGUGAUGAACAAGGUUAUUGGGGAAUUUAUUUCCAAUCAGCAGCCCUACCCACAAUUCAUGGCCACAGUCGUUUACAAGGUUUUUCAGACCUUGCAUAACACUGGACAGUCUUCCAUGGUGAGGGACUGGGUAAUGUUGUCACUUUCAAACUUCACGCAGAGAACCCCGAUAGCGAUGGCCAUGUGGAGCCUGUCCUGUUUCUUCGUCAGUGCAUCAACCAGCGCGUGGAUUUCAGCUCUCCUCCCCCAUAUCAUCAGCCGAAUGGGUAAAUCUGAACAAGUGGAUGUGAACCUCUUCUGCUUACUGGCUAUGGACUUCUACAGGAAGCAGAUUGAUGAGGAGCUGGAUCGCCGUGCCUUCCAAUCGGUGUUCGAAAUGGUGGCAACUCCCGGCACUCCAUAUCAUCAGCUCUUGUCCUGCCUGCGAAGCAUUCACCAGGUUGCUCAGUUCUGAUUUUCAGCGUCAACAGACUUGGCACGUGGAGAGAACUUCGUAAACACAACGGCAUACACAGUGGGACAGGUCGCCAGAGUUCAUUUGCAACAAACUCAGUAUUCUCAAGUCACUCUCCCAGCAUGUUCCUUCCAAAUGUUCCAACUCUUUCAGCUACUUGUUGUAAUGUGGUUGUAUGUCUAAUUUAGUGCAUAUAAUCACAAAACAUUAAUCUUCUCAGGAUGUAAGAUGUGGUAAUAUAAGUAAAAUUUGUCUUUUAACCGAAGAUUUAUAUAUCAUGUAAAAUAUGUAUGAUUGUAAAACUGGUGAUGCAUGAAUUUACCCCAUGAUUUGCAAUGAACAAAACCACUAUGUUGAAUGUCUUCUACGUCUGUCUGUCCUUGGCUGUGGAUGGAGUCUGAAUGUGGUUUAAAAACAGGUGUGAUUGCGAUGUGUGAGCGAAUAUUUAUUUUCAUUUGGUGUGGGCCCAUAAUGCAUCAUUGAUUUCGGUUUCCAUCAAACAGCAUUUGAUUUCUUUAACGAAAUAGUGUCUCUAUGUACUAUAAAAAGAAAAAUAUAUUUAUUAUUAGCUGUGAAGUUAAAGACAUAUCAUGAUGUGGUAUUCAGGUCUUCUUUGAAGAAAGAGCAAAAUGAACCAAUUCUAUCAAGGUGACAUAUUCCAUGGAAAAUGAAACGUAGCAUAUGUGGAUUUGGUAUUAUGAGGUUUAAACAUUAAAGCAAGUCAGAGUUUAGAAGUAUUCAACAUCUCAGUUCAAGAGCCCUUGUUCAAAUUAGUCAUUUCCCAAAUCUGAAUUUUUUUUUUCAAAUCAGAGGUUUGAAGUGCAGUUGAGCAGGUAAAUUAAUAAGAUUAGACUGAUCAUGCACCUUGAUUUAAAUCAAUUAUAUAAUUCCAUUUUUGAUGUGUUGAAACAGAAUCAGCCAUAGAAAUGCUUCAAUAAAGCAAUAAUCUUGUUUUAUAUAUAGGAUUUGUAGUGCUGUUGCUAUACAAAUAGGGUACUCCCAUGUUUUGUUGAGGUGUAAGUGUGUGAAUACAUCUUUUCAUCUCCUCUUCCGCAUGUCUAAUACUGGGGCGGACACUUGCUUGGUUGCACAUGAUGAUGAGAUUGAAUGAAAUGGCAGGGCCACCAGGUUCAUUUGAGUAAAAUGCAGUUAACCUACUAGAUGUUUGGGGGUGGGGUGGGAAGGGGAAGGGGAAGAAGCUUGAGUUUUCAUUGUAGUUUCCAGAUUUAACGCUGUACAAUCUUGUGCUUCUGUCAUGUUCCGGCAGUGUGGUUUAAAUAUUGGCAACAACAGUAUCUAACAACCUUAGAACUCAGCCAACAGGAUAAGUUCUUAUCACACAGUGGAGAAUUACUCAUGGUAUAAUAUUGUGACAACUUCCUGACACUGAGUGACACACUGUCUGUGUCCCGUGUUAGACUGUGUCUCUGCUGUUUUUCUUAAUUUAUAUAUCUCUUCUAUAAAGGCUGAACAGACUGUCAAUAGUAACACAGGUACAGUGGAGCUGCUUCAAAAUUCACAGACACUCAAUCUGACAAAUGUUUAUACAAUGGCUAUGACGGACACAUGGCUAGAGCCCUUGUAUUAAGUGUUAGUCCUCAUAGUACCGUUAAAACUUGGCUAAAAUGUUGCAUUUUAAUUCUUAAUGACUUAAUUUGCACUUUGAAAAAUAAAAGGACUUACUGAAACAGAA